CUGGCUUGCCUUGCCUUGCCUUGGUGCGGCGGCCUGUGGGCCCCGUCCGAUUUGGCCCUUCCGGUGCAUCCUUAGCUUCUGGGUGUCUGCGUCGCGAAGGCUGUGCUGUGAGAGAUACAAAGAAUGGAGUCAAAACCCUCAAGAAUUCCUCGAAGGAUCUCUCUUCAGGCCUCUGGCUCUUCACUAGGGUCUAGAACAUUGACUGGAAACAGUUUAGCUGGUGCAUACAGUGCAAGAGAACCUUCAUGGAGAUUAGAAUCUGGAUACCAGGAAUCCAGUGUAUUGAAUAGUUCCAGUAGAGAUUGGGGUAUUGGAGAAAGAGACACCCGUGAAACUCCUUGGAAGCUUACAACAUCCUCUCCAACUCACUACUCAGGGACACUUGAUCAUCCACAUUCUGGAAGAUUUUUGGGAAGCAGGAGCAGAUUGUCUACAUCAUCUUCCUCUCAUUUCACAUCUGGGUGUUAUGGUGACUCUGAGAGAACUCAGGGAGCAUAUUCAAGACUCCAUGGCCAGCAGCGAGAUAGUGAUUCAAAGAGACCUAAGCUAUCUUGUACAUCUACCUCUUCUGUGAGAAAUAAUGGCUUGACUGCCUUUUCAGAUUCUUCUUGGAGGUGCAGUAGGAUUCCUAGAUCUUCAUCAGUGAUGCUUGGUUCCCUUGGAACUGAGCUGGUGAGAGAACGAAGAGAGUUGGAAAGAAGAACAGAUCUGUCUGUUAAUAAUCUGGUGGAUCACAGCUACAGAAACAGUGACUUUUCAUCUGCAACAUAUCUUCAAGACAGGCCUGCCUCUUCGUAUGCAGAGGGAGCAAGACCAAAAGAGAACUCAAUAAGCACUUUGAGGCUGAAUGCAUCCAUGAACCGCCAGUUGCCUUCUGAUCAUCAGCCAUCUCUUUUCAACAGAGACUCUAACAUGAGCUCUUCAAGAUUCAGCUAUUCCUCAAGGCAAAGGAGAAAUGAAUUGGAAUCUCCCCAGAGGAGCAUGCAGCCAGCAUUUUCUCUUACUGCCAUUAGAGAUGAAACUCCUUCUUCAAGUGGUUCUGAAAGGGUUUUAUCUUCUCAGAGGUCAUUGAAUGAGCCUGCAGCUGAUGGUGAAGGGAGGCGCACAACCAGACAGCUUCUGUCUCGUUUAGCAUCUAGUAUGUCAUCUACAUUCUUCUCUCGAAGGUCUAGCCAAGACUCAUUGCAUACCAGAUCAUUAGGCUCUGAAGAGUCAACAGUAGUCCCGAGAGUUCAAGCUUCUGCUCUGUCGAGCAGUAAUGGAGCUGCAACUCCAGAAGUUCCAGGACUUCAGACAUCUGAAGCUUCUCAGGGAUUUAGUUUUCUUAGACGAAGAUGGGGUUUAUCAGGAGUUUCACAAAAUCAUAGCUCUGAUUCAGAUGGGGAGAGUUACAGACCAGACUCUGAAAGCAGGAGUACAGGAUCCUGGUUAUCAUCAUCUUUGAGGAAUAGAUGUACACCGCUCUUUUCCAGAAGAAGAAGAGAAGGGAGAGAUGAAUCGGCAAGGAUCUCGACCUCUGAUACAACUGCUAGAUCACAACAUAUCUUCAGAAGAAGAGAGUCAGGUGAGGAGACCUCUCUUCAAGCAUCAGAUAUCCCUCCUUGGGCUUCUGUUAACAGACCACCAACACCUGCAGUAUCUGGUAUUCCUACAGCUACUGCCUCCCCACCAGAUUCAACCCACAGUAGGAGAAGUUCUGGAAUUCUGCCUGGUUCUCUCUUUCGCUUUGCAGUGCCUCCAACAUUAGGAAACAGUCUGUCUGACAAUCUUAUGAUAACUGUAGAUAUUAUUCCCUCUGGCUGGAAUCAGUCUGAAGGACAAGAAAGUAGCAAAUCUAAAAUACCACCAUCAAGAGACCCAGAAAGACUCCAGAAAAUUAAAGAGAGCCUGCUUUUAGAAGAUUCUGAAGAUGAGGAGGGUGACUUAUGCAGAAUCUGUCAGAUGUCCUCAUCAAGUUCUGACAACCUUUUAAUAGAGCCAUGCAAGUGCACUGGAAGUCUGCAGUAUGUUCACCAGGAGUGCAUGAAAAAAUGGCUGCAGUCCAAGAUUAAUUCAGGUUCUUCUUUGGAAGCAGUAACAACUUGUGAACUGUGCAAGGAGAAGUUGCAUCUGAAUCUGGAAGACUUUGACAUUCAUGAACUCUAUAGGGCACAUGCAAAUGAACAAGCAGACUAUGAAUUUAUCAGCUCUGGUCUCUACCUUGUAGUGUUGUUACACUUAUGUGAGCAGCGCUUUUCUGAUAUGCUAGGAACAGCAAGUGAGGCCAGCACACGUGUUAGAUUUAUUAACCUUGCAAGAACUCUUCAGGCACAUAUGGAAGAUAUUGAAACUUCUGAGGACGAUUCUGAAGACUGAUGCUGUUAGAACUUUAAUACUGCAAGAGACAAAUGGAAUUGCUGCGGAAAUGCUGAAUUGGCAAGAACAACAUCAACAUGCAUUUGAAUUUUUCCUCUCCUUAGUAAAAAGUGUAUUGAAUAUUA
Pezoporus flaviventris is the source of this 2480-nucleotide messenger RNA. It is a transcript of the gene MARCHF7, whose product is annotated as membrane associated ring-CH-type finger 7. The record is from RefSeq and is a predicted model, not a curated record. Lineage: Eukaryota; Metazoa; Chordata; Aves; Psittaciformes; Psittacidae. The transcript is spliced from 11 exons. Gene Ontology annotation, biological process: protein autoubiquitination. Gene Ontology annotation, cellular component: nucleus. Bases 124 to 2355 code for a protein of 743 amino acids. Gene Ontology annotation, molecular function: zinc ion binding; ubiquitin binding; ubiquitin conjugating enzyme binding.